This is a messenger RNA of Cuscuta campestris, 638 nucleotides long. The record is from the annotation of a GenBank genome assembly. Lineage: Eukaryota; Viridiplantae; Streptophyta; Magnoliopsida; Solanales; Convolvulaceae.
AUCAAUUUCCUGUUUUUCUAAAACAAAAAAUUAAAAAAAAGUUCUUCUAAAAGUCAAGAAAUCAGAUAGAAAAUGGAAGAUGAAGAGAGAGAUGCAUGGAGGAAGAGGAUCACUCCAAGCCAAUCAGAGAAGACCACAGAAGAACAACCCAAUCCAUGUCUUCUCCACCCGACAUUCUCUUUGAAAGACGUCAACGCAUGCGUGUUAUCCUCAGAGAACACGCGACUGGUAUGUUCGAUAACGAUCGCACUUCUUGCAGGCUCAUCACAAUCCAAUAGCAUCAUCGCCUCCAUGCCGCUCUGCAUCCUCAUCCUAACAGAUGUCGCAAUCGUGGCGGCUUGGCUGUUGGUCCCGCCUCUGGCGGCGGGAAGACAGCAACAAGAAGAAGAAGAAAAUGGUGGGUGGAAAGGGGCUUUUGCCAUGUUGGAGGUUGGGUUGGUAGUUUAUCAAGUCUUUCGUGCUCUCUUCAUUGACUGCAGCUUUUAUAUAGUUGUUCUUUUGUGUGGGCUUUGCUUGCUCUAGUUUUUCAUGAUAUUUAUUGUUCAUACAUUAAUAUUGAACAAUGGAUAUAUUAUUACACACUAAAAGUUGACACCCACAUUGACAACCACACACUGUAAUUAAUACGUAGUAUAUAG